This is a messenger RNA of Nymphaea colorata (pocket water lily), 1681 nucleotides long. Its product is annotated as branched-chain amino acid aminotransferase 2, chloroplastic-like. Lineage: Eukaryota; Viridiplantae; Streptophyta; Magnoliopsida; Nymphaeales; Nymphaeaceae. Gene Ontology annotation, biological process: branched-chain amino acid metabolic process. The record is from RefSeq and is a predicted model, not a curated record. Bases 189 to 1460 code for a protein of 423 amino acids. The transcript has 10 exons. Gene Ontology annotation, molecular function: branched-chain-amino-acid:2-oxoglutarate transaminase activity.
GGAUCGCGGGGGCUGUGGGGAAAGAUAGCCGGACGGUUGAUUGAUCUCGUUGACCGUCGCGCCGAAACUCUCAGCUCUCUCCCUUACAUUUAUAGUGACAUCGUCUUUAGAGAGACAGACGGAAAGUGUGUGUUGGUGGUGCUGGUGUUGUUGCCGGUUGUGGUGUCGGCGGCGCCAGUAUCGGGCAAAUGGAGGGCAGUCUCGUGCUAUAUCGGCUACCGGCUUCCGGCGGUUCUCCCAUCGGCAGUGGGAGGAGCAGUUGUAGUGGUAGCAGGCGCAGGAGGUUCACGCCCCCACUCCUCCCUUCCUCGCCUUCUUCUCAUCCUCACCUGCCUCUACCCUCCUCCUCCUUCCUGUCAAAAUAUCCUUCUUGCACUUCCCAUGGGGUGGCUUCAAAAAUGAGGCAUGAAGCAACUGCAGAAACCACUGACAGGAAAGCUCAUUCUCUGCCAGACCUGGACUGGGAUGACCUUGGGUUUGGAAUUAUACCAACUGACUAUAUGUAUGUCAUGAAAUGUUUUGGUGAUGGAAACUUCAUGGAAGGUGAACUAAAAGAAUAUGGAAAUAUUGAUUUGAGUCCAUCUUCUGGAGUUCUAAAUUAUGGACAGGGCUUGUUUGAGGGUCUGAAAGCAUAUAGAAAAGAAGAUGGUAAUAUCUUACUCUUCCGUCCUGAAGAAAAUGCUUUAAGAAUGAAGAUGGGUGCAGAUAGAUUGUGCAUGCCUUGUCCAUCUACUACACAAUUUGUGGAUGCUGUGAAGGAUACUGUUUUGGCCAACAGGCAUUGGGUUCCUCCACCAGGGAAAGGCUCGCUUUACAUCCGCCCACUUCUCAUGGGAAGUGGAGCUGUCCUGGGCCUUGCUCCAGCACCAGAGUACACAUUUUUGAUAUAUGUUUCACCCGUUGGAAAUUAUUUCAAGGAAGGUUUAGCGCCAAUUAACUUAGUUGUUGAGAAUCAGUUUCAUCGUGCUACUCCUGGAGGGACUGGUGGCAUAAAGACAAUAGGGAACUAUGCUCCUGUUCUCAAGGCGCAAGCUGCAGCAAAAUCAAAGGGCUACUCUGAUGUCAUAUAUCUUGAUUCAGUUAAUAAGAAAUAUCUUGAAGAAGUCUCCUCUUGCAAUAUUUUUGUAGUAAAGGACAAUGUUAUUUCAACUCCUGCACUUGAGGGAACCAUUCUCCCUGGAAUCACGAGGAAGAGUAUCAUUGAUGUUGCACGUAGUCAUGGUUACCAGGUUGAGGAACGUGCUGUCUCAGUUGAUGAACUAAUGAAUGCUGACGAAGUUUUCUGUACUGGGACAGCUGUGGUUGUGUCUCCUGUUGGUAGUGUUACCUACCUUGGCCAAAGGGUGCAAUAUGGGAAUCAAGGAAUCGGUUUGGUGUCUCAACGGGUUUAUUCUUCUCUUACAAGCAUACAGAUGGGGCUUGCGGAGGACAAAAUGGGUUGGACUGUGGAGUUAAGUUAGAAGGCAAGGUUUGCAGAAAAGUAACAGUUUGAUUAAAUUCAUUAUUUCCAGGAUUGCUGUAACUUUGUAGCUGCAAGAAGUUCAUUUAUGCAUGAUCCUUUCUAUCUCUGAUCUCGUUACACUGUAAUAAAGUAAUUUGUAUACGUGAGUUUUUAGCUUGAUUGUCAUUCUGACCCUUCAGCUUUCCCUUUUAUUUAAAGUUCACUUGGUGUUCAUGCGUA